Messenger RNA from Dendronephthya gigantea, 2208 nucleotides. RefSeq lists its product as uncharacterized. The record is from RefSeq and is a predicted model, not a curated record. The transcript has 7 exons. The coding region runs from base 218 to 2110 and encodes 630 amino acids. NCBI's taxonomy places the organism in Eukaryota, Metazoa, Cnidaria, Anthozoa, Malacalcyonacea, Nephtheidae.
GAAGCGAUGCGGGCCAGAUGCAUCACUCGGCUAACUAGCUCUCUGGAUACUUCGACAAUGGGUUAAAAAUCCAACUAUUUGUUGAAGAUUUAAUGCAUGAGCUUCGACAAUAGAAUGUGAAAAAAUUUAGCCCAAGGACGAUUUUUGUCGAGCGAAGAAGAAACAGAAGGAUCUUAAAAGCAGAGGAGAGUUUGAAGUGGAUCUGAAGUGAGCAAGCAUGCUACGAAGGCUGUUGCUGGGACAACCUCGACGCGAAGAGAAGGAAGCGAAGAGGGAAGAGUUGUGCGAGAAAGAUGAGCGCACUCCCAUUGUAUUGGAAGAGAAAUCAAAGGAAAUAGAUAAUAUAUCAGACAGUGAUUUGGAGACAGAUGAGAGCGAAACAGAAGACAGUGAUACGGAGACUCUCGACAAUUCGAGCAGAUCUGGCAGUUUUGAGAAUUGCUCAGGAGACCUUUUGCAGUGGAAAGGGUUUGAAAUGGUGUGGGAUGCAAGCCUACGCGAAAGUACAGAAGGUGGCACCCGGGUUCACAAAGCCGGGAAAGCGAGGAAUACCAAAGAUAAAAUCGACCCAAGAAAAGGCGAGGCAGGCUACGCCAGCGCAGGCGAAUGUAGCAAUGUGAAAAGGAUCGACGAAAAUCCAUUUGCUAUUGAAAUCCUAGAGAGUGACCUAUCAAAUAUCCAAGAGACAGUCAGCCAUCAAAGCAACACCCAACAAGACAUCAAUGACACUUUAAACAACGCUAACAGUAGCAUUAGCACAGCCAACAACAAUGAUAACAACGGCCUUGACAAUACCAUCAGCAACAAUGGCAACAUCACUAACAAAGAAGACAGCAAUAAUAACAACAAUGAAACUCGAAAUACGCCAGUAAACCCAGUAAACAACAGUACAAAAAAGACAAAUUUAACUUCAACAACAAAUGCAGUUAGGAAAACAACAAACAAUACUAUGAAUGCCAACAAUAACAUUUCUAAACAAAAACAAACAAUUAAAAAACAAACUGCUCUGGAUUACAACAAAUCAAAACCGCCAUUACGAUCCUCAAAACCAUCAACAAAGAAUCACAUCAACUCUGGUACAAAAUCCAACGCCAUUUCCCGCCAUUAUUCAAGCAAUCCCAACCAAAAAUCGCCAAACAUCAGGGGGAAAACCGCAGUUAAGGUUACAACAAGUGAAAAGUCCCGUGCUUCAACGAAUAUUCCUGGAGGUCCCAAAACUCGACAACUUCAAAAUUCAACGAGAUGUAAAGGAACUUUGGUUGAUAAACAACGCAUGAGCACUGGAAAAAACACAACGGGAUCAAUUGGAGCUAAAAGUGGUGGAAACUCAAGACAAUCUAAGCCUAAUCUUUCCAACGUUUCCGUGAAAGAUUUGGAACAAAUUCUCGGAGUGAAUGUGACAGAAUUGCGAGAGGUUAUCAAGAAAUUUAAGUCCGAGGAGAAUGAAGACUCAUGUGGACAGUGUGAAACAGCUCAGGGAAAUUUGGGAUCGCCAGGGAUGGCUGAAGAUUGUAUGAUUGGGUCAGAAAAGAGGCAAGAUCCAUGCAAAGAUGAUCAGAUGAAGACUGGUAAAUGUGAAACAAUGGAUCAUAAAGAUGAGAUCUCCAGUGACAGUGGAGUCAGCGAGCCAGACGCCAACAGUACAGACGGUCAGCCACGAUACAUCACACUAAAGACUAUUGUUAAGCGCAAGGAGUACCUCGAGGCUCAUCUUAAGAAGCUGGAGGAUCGCGUGGUGGUAAUGGAGGAUCACAAAAAGGACAUUCAGUUUGUUCACGAUCUGUUUGACCUUCAUAGUGAUGGACUGGAAAAAGUCGAGAGAAGCACUGGAGGAGUUGCAUGUGUAACCAACUUAAGAAAAAUUCUGGUAUGCCAACUGCGUGAGAUUGACGAGGAAGAGGUGAAAGCAAAAUUGAAACAUCUCGAAGAUCUCGGAAUUCCAAGCUUCUCUGAAAUCAACGCAAGGAUUGAGAAAUUCCGCAAUCGAAUUAAUCGCACCCUCGAAGAUGAGCGCAAAUGUCGAAGUAAGGGAGUGCAGAAGUUGAGAUUUGAAAUUGGUAAAAUUCAAGGAAUGUGUGAGGCGGUUUUGGAUUUGGUGUUUACAAAAUAAAUGAACAUGUCAAAAGGGUUUCAACAAGUUGAAUAUAUAGAUAGUAGUUAUAGUCAUAUAUUUUAUUCAUUUUUUCCUAUAGUUUCUUAUAUUUUUUC